Racocetra persica is the source of this 222-nucleotide messenger RNA. The record is from the annotation of a GenBank genome assembly. NCBI's taxonomy places the organism in Eukaryota, Fungi, Glomeromycota, Glomeromycetes, Diversisporales, Gigasporaceae.
AAGACACGAAGCCUGGCCAAAAACAGAAGCGAAAGCUCUAUAUCAGAAAAGUCAACAGAAACUAUAGCAGCGCCUGGCAGCCAAGAAAGACAAGAUACAACAACUGAUAUAGAAGCAAGAAUGAAAGAAUAUGUGGACGUGGCAAUUCAGGCCACAAUAGCAGCAUUAAUAAGAAACAUGCAACAAUACAUAGACCGGCAAGCAGAAACCCAGCGAGAAUAG